CCCUGUGAAUUAGAGAAAGCCAAAGACGUGGAGACCCUGCAGGAUAUGGCCUCAAGCAGCACUAAGGGCAAACUGGCCUGGCUGGAGGCUGCCCUGCAGCGGGCCAAGCAGGACAUGGCGCGGCAGCUACGUGAGUACCAGGAGCUCAUGAUUGUCAAGCUGGGCCUGGACUUCGAGAUCGCCACCUAUCGCAGGCUGCUGGAGGGCGAGGAGCAGAGGCUUGGUCUGGGACUCGGGGCAGGGAGAGAGGCUCCAGGCAGCGAUGUCAUUGGAGGUCCCGGCCUGACCUCGGUCUCCGCCCCACUUCGGGCACCAGGACUUUGUUCUCGUGGCCUGGACAUGAGCGCCCCUGGCGGUGUUUGCGCGCUCUGCAGCUCCGCGGCCUGUGUCGGGGGUUUUGGCUGCCUUGGCUCUCGGGAAUGUUGA
This is a messenger RNA of Cricetulus griseus (Chinese hamster), 426 nucleotides long. Lineage: Eukaryota; Metazoa; Chordata; Mammalia; Rodentia; Cricetidae. The record is from RefSeq and is a predicted model, not a curated record.